Molecule: messenger RNA, 2688 nt
Organism: Dothidotthia symphoricarpi CBS 119687
Lineage: Eukaryota; Fungi; Ascomycota; Dothideomycetes; Pleosporales; Dothidotthiaceae
Product: bifunctional acetylglutamate kinase/N-acetyl-gamma-glutamyl-phosphate reductase
Exons: 2
Coding region: 1-2688 (895 amino acids)
Biological process (GO): L-arginine biosynthetic process
Cellular component (GO): mitochondrion; mitochondrial matrix; cytoplasm
Molecular function (GO): acetylglutamate kinase activity; NAD binding; NADP+ binding
Source: RefSeq, a predicted model, not a curated record
AUGCAGGGCGUCGUACGUGCUGGAGCCCGGCUGGCGGGACGGACGUCUCCACGCCAGCUGCUCGCCAGGACCCUCGCCGCUGCGGGCCCACGCGCCCUCGUUGCCAGCACGACCCCGCGCCGCCUAUAUACGUCGUCCAACGACGGCAAGAAGUCGUCCAUCUACGCCGCCUUCCUCAACCUGCUCGCCAGCGCCAGCUCGCGCCGCGAAGUCGACCAGUACCUCGGCCAGUUCCGCGCCGUGUCGCCGCACCAGUUCGCCGUCGUCAAGGUCGGGGGCGCCAUCCUGACAGACCACCUCGUCGAGCUAUGCUUCGCCCUGCAGCAGCUGCACGCCAUUGGCCUGUACCCCAUCAUCGUCCACGGCGCCGGCCCGCAGAUGAACCAGACGCUGCUGGACUCGGGCGUCGAGCCCGACUUCAUCGACGGCAUCCGCGUCACCGACAAGAAGACGCUGGGCAUCGCGCGCCGCCUCUUCCUCGAGGCCAACAUGGACCUGGUCAUGACGCUGAAGCGGGACUGGGGCGUCCCCGCGCGGCCCAUCACGGCCGGCGCGCUGCAGGCCGACUACCUGGACAAGGACAAGUGGAAGUACGUCGGCAACAUCACCAAGAUCAACCCCCGCGCCAUCAUGGACGCGCUCGAGAAUAAGGAGCUGCCCAUCCUGUGCUCCAUGGCCGAGACUGAGGACGGCCAGAUCCUCAACGUCAAUGCCGACGUCGUCGCAGCCGCCCUCGCCCGCGAGUUCGAGCCGCUGAAGGUCAUCUACCUGUCCGAGAAGGGCGGCCUCUUCAACGCCGAGACCGGCAAGCUCAUCUCCCACAUCAACCUGGAGGGCGAGUACGACAGCUACAUGAAGCAGCCGUGGGUCCGGUACGGCACCAAGCUCAAGAUUGUCGAGGCGAAGAAGCUCCUGGACGGCCUUCCCAAGACGUCGAGCGUUGCCAUCACACACCCGCAGAACCUCGGAAAGGAGCUGUUCACACACACGGGAGGCGGUACUCUGAUCCGCAAUGGCGGCAGCGUCAAGGAAAUUACCAAGUUUGAGGAUCUCGACCUCAAGGCUAUACAGGAGGCUCUUUCCCGGGACCGUGGGGGCGCCGAGGCUGGCAAUGCUGUCUCCCAGUACCUGGAGAACCUCAAGAGUCGUCCCUUCGAAGUGUUCCACGACGAUUCCAUGGGCGUUGUAGCCGUCGUAUACCCACCUGGCAAGGACGGCGAGUUUGCUCAGCUCUCCACUUUCACAACUACCCACGACGCUUUCCUUACCAACGUUGCCGACCUCGUCUUCGAGCAGAUCAAGCAGAAAUACUCCAAGCUGUACUGGGUCGUGGAAAGCCAAGAGCAGAACCUCGUCAAGUGGCACUUGGAGAAGACUGACGGCUUCCUCCGCCGCGACCAGGAGAUCUUCUGCUGGUGGGGAUCAGCACAGUCGUCCGAGAUCUUCUCGCUGUUGGAGGGCUACUCGAAGCAGGGUCGUGGAAUUCUGAAGGAUAGCUUGGAUGCUCAGUUCCGAAGGGCAGCUGAUUUCGUUGCAAGCUUGAAGCAAGGCCAGCAAGUCCGCAACUACUCCACAGCGGCCAGCCCGCGAACACUGGGUCAGUCUUCGAGGCCGACACUGAGGCAGUCCACAGCCACGUCCACAUCAUCUCGAGGCUUCGCAACUACCGCGUCACGUUCAUUGGAGACUACGAACCCCAACCCACCAUACGGCAUCAAGUUCAAGAGCAAGGACUGGCCAUCGAAAAUUGCUCUGAUUGGCGCUCGAGGAUACACAGGACAAGCUCUCAUCGAGCUCCUGAACAAGCACCCCAACAUGGACCUGCGACAUGUUUCUUCCCGUGAGCUCAAUGGCAAGAAACUCGAGGGCUACACCAAGCGCAACAUCAUCUACGAGAACCUUUCGCCCGAGGACGUCAAGAGAAUGGCAGACAAGGGCGAGGUUGACUGCUGGGUCAUGGCUCUUCCCAACGGUGUGUGCAAGCCGUUUGUCGACGCAAUCAACGAGGCCGGCAAGUCGGACGCCGUCAUUGUGGAUUUGAGCGCCGACUACCGCUUCGACGAUAGCUGGACGUACGGGCUCCCCGAGACGGUCGACCGCCGCAAGCUAGCCGACGCCAAACGGAUAGCAAACCCCGGGUGCUACGCAACCGCAGCCCAGCUCGGCAUCGCACCUCUUCUUGAGUUCAUCGGUGGGCAACCCACUGUAUUCGGCGUGUCCGGCUACUCCGGAGCAGGCACCAAGCCAAGUCCCAAGAACGACGUCGAAUACCUCACAAACAACAUCAUCCCCUACAGCCUGGUCGACCACGUGCACGAGAAGGAAAUCACUCGCCAGCUCGGCACGGAGGUAGCGUUUAUCCCCCACGUCGCCGUCUGGUUCCAGGGUAUCCACCACACCAUCUCCAUCCCCCUCAACCGCACAAUGACAUCACGCGACAUCCGCAACCUCUACCAGGACCGCUACGCGGGCGAGAAGCUCGUCAAGGUCGUCGGCGAGUCGCCCCUCGUCAAGAACAUCGCUGGCAAGCACGGCGUGGAGAUUGGCGGCUUUGCCGUACAUAGCUCGGGCAAGCGUGUUGUUGUCAACGCGACGAUCGAUAACUUGCUUAAGGGCGCCGCGACGCAGUGUUUGCAGAAUAUGAAUCUUGCGUUGGGGUAUGGUGAGUAUGAGGGGAUUCCUUAUUAG